Molecule: messenger RNA, 6574 nt
Organism: Monodelphis domestica (gray short-tailed opossum)
Lineage: Eukaryota; Metazoa; Chordata; Mammalia; Didelphimorphia; Didelphidae
Source: RefSeq, a predicted model, not a curated record
AUGGAAAACUUAAAUGGCACCUUGGACACAAAUCACUUCCGCCCAUUUACUCCUGAAUCUCUGGCCGCCAUUGAAAAGCGGAUUACAGAGGAGAAGUAUCUGAAGAAGAAGAAGGAGAAAGAGGAGGAGAGGAAAGAGCCAGGGGCCGAAAAUGAGAACCUCAGACCCCAGCUGGACCUAAAGGCCUGCAACCAGCUACCCAAGUUCUAUGGAGAACUUCCACCAGAGCUGGUGGGUGAGCCACUGGAGGACCUGGACCCUUUUUACAAGAACCACAGGACAUUCAUUGUCCUGAACAAAGGGCGAACGAUCUUCCGAUUCAGCGCGACCCAGGCUUUGGGGCUCCUCAGUCCUUUCCAUCCCAUCAGAAGGGUCGCCAUCAAACUAUCAGUCCAUUCCCUGUUCAGUCUCUUCAUCAUGGUGACUAUCCUGGUUAACUGCGUAUUCAUGACCCAUAGGGAAACGCCAUCUGUAGUCGAGUAUGUCUUUACAGGUAUUUACACAUUUGAAUCCUUAUUAAAAAUAUUGGCCCGUGGAUUUUGUCUGAAUGAAUUCACCUAUCUUAGAGAUCCAUGGAACUGGCUGGAUUUUGGUGUGAUUUUCCUGGCGUACUUUGCUGAAAUUACAGAAUUCCGUGGGGCUUCAGCUCUAAGAACUUUCCGAGUGUUCCGGGCUCUGAAAACAGUUUCAGUGAUCCCAGGUUUAAAGGUCAUCGUGGGCGCCCUGAUCCAUUCUGUGAAGAAGCUGGCCGACGUGAUGGUGCUGACAGUCUUCUGCCUGAGUGUUUUUGCCCUGGUGGCCUUGCAGCUCUUUAAGGGGAAUCUGCGGCACAAAUGUGUUAAGAAUUGCACCCUCUUGAACCUGUCCAGUGAUGCCUAUGGUGAAAACAAGACAUGGGAUUUCUGCAGGACAGACACAGAUUACUACGCACACAAGAAUGGCACAAAUGAGAUCCUACUUUGCGGCAACAGUUCUGAAGCAGGGACCUGUCCCAAUGGCUAUUUCUGCAUAAAGACAGGAAACAAUCCAGAUUAUAACUACACCAGUUAUGACUCCUUUGGCUGGGCCUUCCUGGCUCUGUUCCGUCUGAUGACUCAAGAUUACUGGGAACGGCUCUACCAGCAGACCUUGAGAGCUUCUGGGAAAAUCUACAUGCUCUUUUUCGUGCUAGUCAUUUUCCUGGGAUCCUUCUAUCUGGUCAAUUUGAUCCUGGCAGUCGUGACUAUGGCUUAUGAAGAGCAGAAUGAAGCAACGAUGGCUGAAAUAGAAGCUAAGGAGAAGAUGUUUCAGGAGACCCUCGAAAGGCUGAGGAAAGAGCAGGAGGUCCUGGCUGCCAUGGGGAUUGACACAAGCUCACAUCUUUCCUUUGAAAUGUCACCUCUAGCCUCCAAAAAUGCCAAAGAAAGAAGAAACAGGGCGAAUCAAAUGAAAUCUGAUGAUUCCCAAGAAGAUGGCAGCUCCCAUCACCAGAGGAAGAUGACUUCUGAGGAGACCAAGAAGAAGAAUGCACUGACAGCCCACACCUUGUCUGCAGAGUAUUUUGAUGAAUCAUUCCGAGUGAAAAGGGCAAUGAGUGUAGUCAGUAUCAUUACUUCUGUCCUCGAGGAACUUGAAGAGUCGGAGCAGAGGUGCCCUCCUUGCUGGAUCCGCUUUGCUCAGAAGUACCUGAUUUGGGAAUGCUGGCCGCCCUGGGUGAAGUUCAAGAAUCUGGUAGAGUAUAUCGUGAAGGACCCUUUCACGGAGCUCAUCGUCACACUGUGCAUUGUGACCAACACGCUGUUCAUGUCCAUGGAGCACUACAAUAUGACCGCAGCCUUUUCCUUCAUGCUCCAAGCAGGCAAUAUAUUCUUCACGUUUAUUUUCACGGCUGAGAUGGUGUUCAAGAUCAUCGCCUUCCAUCCAUACUAUUACUUCCAGAAGAGCUGGAACAUCUUUGACAGUGUCAUCGUCACCUUGAGCCUGGUGGAGCUGGGUCUGCCCCAGAAAGCAAGCUUGUCGGUGCUCCGCUCCUUCAGACUGCUGAGGGUCUUCAAGCUGGCCAAGUCCUGGCCAACCCUGAACAAUCUCAUUAAGAUCAUCGGCAACUCUGUGGGAGCCUUGGGCAACCUCACCCUGAUCUUGGCCAUCAUCGUCUUCAUCUUCGCCGUGGUUGGAAAGCAGCUCUUUGGAGACAACUACGAUAAACUCCGCGAUAAAAACACCCAGCAGCUGCCCCGUUGGCACAUGCAUGACUUCUUCCACUCUUUUCUCGUCAUAUUCCGAAUCCUCUGUGGGGAAUGGAUCGAGACCAUGUGGGACUGCAUGGAAGUGUCUGGGAUCCCUCUGUGUCUCAUCGUCUUCUUGAUGGUGAUGGUGCUGGGGAACCUGGUGGUCCUUAACCUGUUCAUUGCCUUGCUGCUGAAUUCCUUCAGUGCUGACAACCUGGCCUCGGAGGACGAUGGAGACAACAACCUCCAGAAAGCCCUGGGCAGGAUCCACAAGUUCAUGCAUUUCAUAGCGCAGACCAUUCGGGAUUUCUGGGGCAGAAGUUUCUGGAUUUCCAAGGCCAGAAAGGAAAAACAGAAGGCCGUGGUGAAAAUGGCCUUCUCGGACUCAGGGGCCCUGAACCACAUGACUGCCCAGGCUCUCCCCAGCACUGGGAGCAUCAAAGAUAAGCCAGCUCCCAAUGGGCUGGCCUUGGAGCUGGCCAGCUGCCCUGUCGAUGGCCCUGGGAAUCUUGUGACCAAUGGCGUCAUGGAAAUCUCAGUCCCGAUGGCUGUGGCCGAAUCUGAUCUUGAAGACGAAGAGGAUGAGGAUGAGCCAAGUAUGGCAUUAGAAGCAGCACCCCCAAAACAGGAAGUCCCCCUUCAAGAAGAAAGAAGACCACAGGAAAAUAACCAUCACCCCAUGUCGGAGACCUCUUCCGAAGACUUGGCCUUGUACCUGGAUAAACAAUGGAAGGAUACCCAAUCAGGUGGCAGCCCCACCGAGAAAGGAGAUGUCACAAGUUGCUCUGAAGGCAGCACAGUGGACAUCCCUGAUCCGGAGCUCAUCCUAAAGCAGAUGACGGACCUCAGCGAGAUCUUAGAGGAGCCUGAAGAUUGUUUCACGGAGGGCUGCAUUCGUCGCUAUCCAUGCUGCGAUGUGGACACAGGAAAGUCUCCUGGAUCUCUCUGCUGGAACCUGAGAAAAACCUGUUACCAUAUUGUGGAGCACAACUGGUUUGAGAGUUUUAUCAUCUUCAUGAUUCUGCUGAGCAGUGGGGCCCUGGCUUUCGAAGACGUUAAUCUAGAGGAGAGGGCCACAGUGAAAGCCAUCCUGGAGUUUGCUGACCGCGUGUUCACUUAUAUCUUUAUCCUUGAGAUGCUGCUGAAAUGGGUGGCCUAUGGCUUCCAGACCUAUUUCACUAAUGCCUGGUGCUGGCUGGACUUCCUCAUCGUGGAUGUUUCGAUGAUAAGCCUCAUAGCAAACACACUUGGCUACUCCGAAAUUGGUCCCAUUAAAUCCCUCAGGACACUACGAGCAUUGAGACCUUUGAGAGCACUGUCACGAUUUGAAGGCAUGAGGGUGGUGGUAGAUGCCCUGGUUGGUGCCAUCCCUUCCAUCAUGAAUGUCCUUCUGGUCUGUCUUAUCUUCUGGCUCAUCUUUAGCAUCAUGGGAGUGAAUCUCUUUUCCGGAAAAUUUGGCAGAUGCAUCAACAUCACCCUAGAAAACUUUCCCCCAGUGGAUGUGUUGAUCGUCAAUAACAAGACCCAGUGCAAUGAAGAGAACGGUGCUGGCCUCUUCUGGGACACCGUGAAGGUCAACUUUAACAAUGUGGGAAUUGGUUACCUGGCUCUUCUGCAGGUGGCAACAUUCAAAGGGUGGAUGGACAUCAUGUAUGCUGCUGUGGAUUCUCGGAAGGUGAAGGAGCAGCCCGAGUGGGAGGCCAACUUGUACAUGUACCUGUAUUUUGUCAUCUUCAUCAUCUUUGGGGGCUUCUUCACCCUGAAUCUCUUUGUCGGGGUCAUCAUCGACAACUUCAAUCAACAAAAGAAAAAGAUAAGUGGUCAAGACAUUUUUAUGACUGAAGAACAGAAGAAAUAUUAUAAUGCUAUGAAAAAACUGGGCUCUAAGAAGCCUCAGAAACCAAUCCCAAGACCUCUGAACAAAUGCCAAGGCUUCGUGUUUGAUAUUGUAACCCAGCAAGCCUUCGACAUAGCCAUCAUGGUGCUCAUCUGCCUUAACAUGAUCACCAUGAUGGUGGAGACAGACAGCCAGAGUGAGGUGAAGACCAAAAUCCUCAACCGGAUCAACCAUUUCUUCGUGGCCGUCUUCACCGCAGAGUGUGUCCUGAAGAUGUUUGCCCUGAGAUAUUACUAUUUCAUCAACGGGUGGAACAUCUUUGAUUUUAUUGUUGUGAUCCUCUCCAUUGUGAGCUUGGUGUUUUCUGGCAUUAUGAAGUCACUUGAAAAUUAUUUCUCCCCGACGCUCUUCAGAGUUAUCCGCCUGGCUCGGAUUGGCCGCAUCCUCCGACUGAUCCGAGCAGCCAAGGGGAUUCGCACACUGCUCUUUGCCCUCAUGAUGUCCCUCCCUGCCCUCUUCAACAUCGGCCUGCUGCUCUUCCUGGUCAUGUUCAUCUACUCCAUCUUCGGCAUGGCCAACUUCGCCUACGUGAAGGAGGAGGCUGGGAUCGAUGACAUGUUCAACUUCCGGACAUUCCCCAACAGCAUGCUCUGCCUCUUCCAGAUCACCACGUCCGCUGGCUGGGAUGGGCUCCUCAGUCCCAUCCUCAACACUGGCUACCCAUACUGUAACCCAGAUUCAACAAACUCCAGUAAGCCCAGAGGAAACUGUGGAAACCCCACCAUCGGAAUCGCAUUCUUUGUCAGUUACAUCAUCAUCUCCUUCCUCAUCGUGAUCAACAUGUACAUCGCCGUCAUCCUGGAGAACUUCAACGUGGCCACGGAGGAGAGCACGGAGCCCCUGAGCGAGGACGACUUCGACAUGUUCUACGAGACCUGGGAGAAGUUCGACCCGGAGGCCACUCAGUUCAUUUCAUUUUCAGCCCUUUCAGACUUUGCAGAUACUCUGACAGGACCCCUGCGCAUUCCAAAACCUAACCAGAAUGAACUCAUCCAGAUGGACCUGCCUCUGGUCACAGGAGACAAGAUCCACUGCCUGGAUAUUUUAUUUGCCUUUACCAAGAGAGUCCUGGGAGAAUCUGGGGAGAUGGACACCCUGAAGGCCCAAAUGGAGGAAAAGUUCAUGGCCGCCAAUCCUUCUAAAGAUUCCUAUGAACCAAUAGCAACUACUCUGAGAUCAAAACAGGAAAAUGUGUCUGCGUCCAUCAUCCAAAGGGCCUACAGAAAAUAUCUCUUGCAGCAUUCCCUACGACAAGUCACUGUUACGGGUGCAAAUGAUGUUGGUGAACCCAGGUGUGAGAGGGCCACUGAAGAUGAAGGCUUGGCUGAAUUCAUGAUGAAUGAAAGCAUGGAGCUUCCAGACAAGUCAGAAACCGCUUCAACCAUGUCCUUCCCUCCAUCUUAUGACAGUGUCACCAGAGGGCUCAGUGAGGAAGGCCAGCUGGAUACAUCCAACACUGGCCACGUGGAGGAAGAUGCUAGCUAUGACCAGCUAUCUCAGGAUUUGGACAAGGCAUCAUCAAUGUAGAACUCUAGACAGGGCUGAAAUCUGCUUAGCAGAAACUUACACAAAGUCUGGCUUAGCUUUUUUCUUGACCACAGACAGACCCCCUCUCAUAAAUGCAUGCCAAGGGCCUCUAGAGGGGUCUGGGAAAGAGCAUGUGGAUCUCUCAGGGCAACCCCUCCCUAAUGUGGGAGACACAACUGUCCCACCAAAAGUGGGCCAGGAGAACCAUGUUUGUUUAAAAAGAAAACAAGGACAUUCUUGUUUUCUUUGUUUUUUCUUUGUUUUGGUGACUGAAAUGGGAUUUCUUACAAUCCUAGAGAAGAGAGAGAGAGCGUGUUUGGCCCUAUAACUCUAUUAUUUUUCCAUUUGACCUGCCUGCCCCAAGACUCAGUAUCUCACAUGGGCAGGGUUGGGUGCUUUACUUCUGCAGCCUUGUCACGGAGACCACCAGAGGUUUCCUCCUCUCUCCUAUGUCCCUUCUUGAUAGGGAGCCAAGAUGGCCAGGAACUUCCAUGAGGGAAACUCUCAGGAUUGGAACAAUAACAGUGUGUUUGAGCAGAGGGGGACCAGUGAGCAUUGCCUAUGAAGACUGGGGACCUUAGUUAGAACUUUGCAUGAACGCAUGCUGGAGACCCAGUGUCCCCUGCUUCUGGCCCAAUGUACCACUCACUGGAGAUGCUGUGAAAGAACUUGGAGAAGGCUAUUAAAGCUGUUUUUAAAGGGAGGCUUAUUGUCAAGACCAACAUCCUAUCUUACAGCAUAGGGUGUGUGUUUUUUAAUGAAAUGAUGCUGACAUUUGUCAUUAGCACUCCCUUCCCUUGGGCCAGCGGUAUUUUACAACUAAAAUAGUUCCAUUCAUUACUGCUAAUUGCUCUUGAGGUAGGUGGUGUCAGGAAUCAUGAGAACAAAGGGAGUUCUGUUGCUCUCUUUGGACCCUUCUGACAUCAAGCUGAACUUUGCUCCU